Molecule: messenger RNA, 1835 nt
Organism: Bactrocera oleae (olive fruit fly)
Lineage: Eukaryota; Metazoa; Arthropoda; Insecta; Diptera; Tephritidae
Source: RefSeq, a predicted model, not a curated record
AAUUCGCUGGCGUCCGGCCCAUCGGUGGCCACAGUGAAUUCACUGAACGCCUCAGUGGCUGCGCAUCAAAACUCCUCACCACUGUUGCCCACACCUGCCACCUCCGUGAGUCCCGUUAGCAUUGUCUGCAAGAAGGAACAUAUCAGCGCCGGCUACCCUGGCGGUCCGGUCGGCAAUGACGGCUCUUUGCGUUCCACCUACGACACAUUGAAAGACGGCGGCGGCGACAUCAGCAGCAGCGCCAUACAUCAUCACAGCAUCUAUGGCACUGCGGCAGCGACGAAUCCACGUCUGGUGCAACCCGGUGGCAAUAUAACACCGAUGGAUUCGAGCUCCAGCAUCACAACACCAUCACCGCCCAUCACACCCAUGUCACCACAAUCGGCCGCCGCUGCAGCACAUGCCGCACAAAGUGCACAAUCGGCGCAUCACUCGGCCGCCCAUUCGGCGUACAUGCCCAAUCAUGACUCGUACAAUUUCUGGCAUAAUCAAUAUCAACAAUAUCCCAACAACUAUGCCCAGGCGCCGAGCUACUACUCGCAAAUGGAGUAUUUCAGCAACCAGAAUCAGGUCAACUAUAAUAUGGGCCACACCGGUUACAGCGCCUCAAAUUUCGGCCUCUCACCUAGUCCCUCGUUCACCGGCACCGUUUCGGCGCAGGCCUUCUCGCAGAACAGUCUGGACUACAUGUCGCCACAAGAUAAGUACGUGAACAUGGUGUAGAAUCUGCUGAUGCAAUAUUGCAACAGCAAUAGCAACACCAGUGCUGCCAGCGGCAGUGGCAGUGGCAGCGGCAGCGGUAGUGUGGGGGGUACCGUAGGCAUUGCCGGCAACAUCAGCGCUUCGUUAAUGGGCAGUGGGAGUGGCAGUAGUAAUUGUGGUGGCAGCGGUGCAACUGGUGGUGGCAUACACGGUGAAGGCAUCAAGCAUUUCAGCGGCGGCGGCAAUAACUAUAUUGGCGUAGGUGGGCGUGGCACUUAUGGCCUGCACGAUGGCAACGAAGAUUACGCUAUGAUGCCACACUAUGCUGCUGGUGGCAGCAGCAGCGGUGGCGGUAACAGCAAUGUCAACAGUCGCGCCAACUUGCAACAUCAGUAUGCGACCACACAGCAGUCGCAUCAGCAACACCAACAGCAACAACAACAACUAAACAACCAAUACCAACAACAGUAUCAGCAUCAUCAUCACCAGCAGCCACAUCAGUUGGCCAUCAAGCUGUCGCCAGGCAGCACGCCGCCACCGGCAACAACUCCACUAACAGCUACAACAACAAUGACAAGUGCAGCGCCGCCGCUGCCGCUUUUGCAUUUGCCGUCGGCGUCCGGUGCGGCAGGCGCACACUUGCUGCCGCCGCCAGCACCGCCGUCGCAUUUCUACGAAGCAACGGAUGAGUAUGCGUGAGCUGCAUUGUGUGCGGGCGGAAGUUGGGAACACUCGAGAGACAUAUCCGUUAAUGAAAUUGUUGGAAAACAGUAUGAAAAUGCUCAAUGCGCGGGGUGAGAGCGAUAAAUAGAGCGUAUGAGAGAGUGAGAGGAAGUGAAAGAGAGAGUGUAGAGGGGAAUUACUGCUGUCAGUGUGCAGCUAACAUAAGUAUGUGGUAGAAGAAGAAAGCAAGGAGUGAAGGCAAAAGCAGUUGCAGCCAGUAUCAACGAAAUAAUGAGUGAUAAAUUAGGAACAAAAAUUUCAAAAAUCUCUUUAUAUAUAGUUAAUGUGUGUACGUGUGUGUGUGUUUGUACAGAACUUCAACAAAACGUUUAAACGAAAAAUGUAAUGUAAGUAAAAUACACAAAUAUACCGUCAGGCGCUUGAGUGUUGCCCCCUUUUCUUUACUGAAA